AUGUUCAAGUAUAUCAUAUACGUCCUCCUCGUAACCGUCAUAACCAGCGCUCACGAUGCACCAGGAAAGAAACCCAAAAGAGGCAGACGGCCAACUAAAGAAGAGAAUUCCACCCCGCAACCCAGUGUGAUCUCGUAUUCGACGUUCGGCUUCAACGACGUUGGUUCAUACGAUGGAUUUGUACCGACAUCGCCGGACUAUGUGAGUUAUUUGAGCAACGGCAAUCGUGAAUCUUCCACCAGACUAUACGCGCCGGCUUUUCCGUCCGCUCCGGACACGACGGGUUUCAACGGAGAUUUUGGACAGUUAGAUGGAUUCGGUAAUGGCGAUCAUGGUGAAUCCCAAAAUUAUCCGCAAAACACGAUUAACUUUUUCAGUACUCCCACUUUUGAUAACAGUGAUGCCCAGAAUAAAUAUUUAACAUCGAAAGAAGCUGUCAAAGAUGGAGAAGGAAUGAGUGGACCUAUAUAUGGCACCAAAAUAAAUUCAAAAGGUAAAAAGAAUGUAAACUUAAACGACACCGAGUUUCAUGUGUACAGUAGCGGACCUGUUUUUAAUUCUAAUGAAUUGGUUGGACGUUUUAAACAACAAGAAGUGCAAGAUAAUCACGACAGUAAAUUGAAUAACGGCGAGUCUGUUAAUAACGACCAAAAUGUAUCUAGUUAUGUCCCAAAUUAUCCCUCGCCAGAAAUAAAUAUAGACAAACAGAGAUUUGUAAAAGCUCAAACAAACCAAAAUGCACUUAAUUUUCCAAGAGUAGUCGAUUUCACUAAAGUAAAACAAUAUUACCCAAGCGAAUUGGACAAUAAAUAUCAAGUUUCCACUUAUAGUUCUAUAUUGUCUAAUCAAAAUGAAAAUUCAUUUCCAAAUAUAAACGAAAAUCAAAUGAAUCAAUUUAUGACACCAACACAAGCAAUGAAGGAAUCACCGUACAAUACAAAACUUGUUGAUCAAGAAAAUGAAAAUAUGAAGCAAAACGUUAACUCAAAUAUUGAUUAUUCAUCAAAUUUUAUUAAACCAACAAUGCCAUCUAAGACCAGUUAUAAAAAUUCACUCUUUAAUUCUGACUUUAAGGAUAACUAUAAAAAUAAAUGGUUUUCCGAAAAUGUUGAUAGUGAUUCUCAAAAUUUCAGAAAUCCUUUUAAGGGAUAUGAAUACUCUACUGACUACAGUAACACUAGUUUUAAGUAUGAAUAUAUUCCGGAAAGAAAACCUUAUAGUACGGAUGAACUUGUCCCAGCAAGCAGUAAUAUUGAUUUGACUAGUUAUAAUAUACCCGACAUCGAUUAUUCAAAAUUUAAAAAAAUACCCGAAGUCAAGAUUCCAUUUGAUGAUGAUGAUUUCGAAGUUCAACAUCCAAGUGGAGACAAAUUUAAAUCUGAAGAAUUUCUAAAUCAAUUUAAAAACCUUUACACUACUACUCCACCUUCAAAAUGGAGUAAUAUUUUUAAGUCUACCGAGUUUCCUUUCAAACAUCGUAACAAGAGACCUCAAUAUGACGACAGUAUAAAUAAUGAAAUGGUUUAUAUACCAAAGCGACCCUAUAAUAAUUAUAGACAUAACUAUGGAAAUAAUUUCGAUAGUAGUAAAUUAAAUGAGUACUCUAAAUUAAGACCUCAUAAAUCAAAUAAAUUUGAAAAACCAAAGGACACUCGAUUUACAUCUGAAGAAGACUUACUGGAUCUUAGAAAUCAUGACACUUCACAUCCUUCGCACCUUCCAUCUCAACGGCCCAAUGGCAAUGAUUUACUAGACGAUAGUGAUUAUAAGAAACUAGUUGAAAAAUGGAGACAAUCAUACUGGAAAUCAAAAUACAGAGACGCUCACCGGGACUAUGAGAGUUUUGCAUCCGAAGAGAGGCCACUUCACGUCCCAAUCCCUAAACCAUACCCGGUAAGUGUAGAUUAGUGUAUUUUGUAAUGUAAAUAUGUGUAUAAUCUGUAGUAUAUGUGAUUGUUAACACUGCGAUCACCUUUUGUAAUUAUCUAGCAAAAAAUGGAUGUGGAGGAAUGCGGAUCGGAAAAGCAGACAACGCACGUCGCGCACUAAUUUCUUCGCUUAUUCUUAGCCAAUAAAAUGAUGCGCGUCCGUGCAUCUAGGAGAAAUCUUGAAACUAAACACUACCUCUGGACUUUAAUGUUGGACGCAGAUCUAGUUAAGAAUUCUUAGUUACAUUGUUUUAUAGGUUUUGACCAUAGUAUUUAAGGAUAAUAUUUUACUGAAUGUUACGUGAAUUGAGUAAGCAUUACCUUAUAGAAAGUGUAAUUGUGGGGUUGUCUAACCGAUAGGUAGUAUAACGAGUGGUUGGGUGCUGAUAAUGAGCCCAUCGACCCUAUGACUAUAGUCACGGUACAUUAGUUACAAGAAUAUCAUUCUCUGUAGCUAGUGAAAGCAAGGUGAACUCUAUGGGGUUCUAGUACAUUAACACUCAGGUUCGAAAUCAAGAAAUAUAGAGGUAAACCUGAAUAAUGUAUUAAUGAAAAAAUGUCUAAAACGUAUAUGAAUGUAAGUAUAAAAAUACAAAAUACAGCAGUUCAUUUUUUCCGUUCUAAAUUUCGUAAUUUCUACAUAGAAUAAAAACAACAAUUUUACCGCGAGCUUUUUAGCGAAUACACACUUUUAAACGAUCGUCACAACAUAUUAUUAUAAAUAUUACACUAAAUUUAUACUGUGUAGUCAUUCUUUACAUAAAUUAUUUUAUUAUUCACUUAUAACGAGGAUUAUGUUGAAAGUAAUUGUUGUAGUUGAAAUAUCCAAACAAACUGACAUACAAAAGUGAAUUUUUGACGUAGGUCUAAUAAUAACUUAAAAUAUCGAAAACGGAAAAUCAAAAAUAACAUUUAAGAUCGGAGACAUAAAAAUUAUAAACGUUCAUCUUGUUCUUAGAUUACUAAGAAAAAGAUGAACGG
Molecule: messenger RNA, 2909 nt
Organism: Diatraea saccharalis (sugarcane borer)
Lineage: Eukaryota; Metazoa; Arthropoda; Insecta; Lepidoptera; Crambidae
Source: the annotation of a GenBank genome assembly